ACGGGGGUGAAGUCUCUCGCCGGCUGCAAAAUGGGCCUCUUCCGACCGCUCCUGUGCGCGGCCCUGGCCGCCGACGGGUUCGCCCCGUCCCCCAUGACCCCCACGGCCCACAGACGGCCACCCACCUCCGUUUUUUCGACGAUCGAGGGCGCCCCGGAGGUCGCCUCCGCGCUCCGACGAGCGAUGGAGAAGAAGGCGCCGGUCAUCAACGCGCAGCAGCUCAAGGACCUCGCGAAGAACCGCAAGUCCAUCGAGAAGACGUUCGCCGCCCCCGCGGCGCCGUCGCCCGCCGACGGGGCCCACCUGGGCGCGCGCGGCACGUCGGUUGAAGCGCCGCCGCUCAGCAACGAGGAGCUCGCGGCGUGGUUCGCCCCCAGCGCGGCCAAGGCCAAGGAGGUGGCGGGGGCCGUGUCGUACAAGGACCGCGACGAGGGCCUCCACUGGCAGAUCCGGAACAUGGGCCAGACCGCGCUCCUGAGCUCGGACGAGGAGAAGGCGCUCGCGCGGCGCGUGCAGCGGCUCUGCACCUGGGAGGGCAUCCGGGCGAACCUCACGGCGUCCCUGGGCCGCGAGCCCACGGAGCUCGAGUGGGGCGCCGCGGCGCGCAUCAGCCGCGCCGCGUGCGAGAACGGGUCCUUCGAGAAGGCGCGGAAGAAGUGCCUCAAGGCCAAGGCCGCGAUGAUCAACGCGAAUUUGCGGUUGGUCGUGUCCAUCAGCAAGCGCUACCAGCACCGGGGGCUCCACUUCCAGGACGUCAUCCAGGAGGGCACCUUCGGCCUCACGCGCGCCGUCGAGAAGUUCGACCCCGAGAAGGGCUUCAAGUUCUCGACGUACGCGACGUGGUGGAUCAAGCAGGCCGUCAUGCGCGCCAUCGCGGACCAGAGCCGCACGAUCCGCCUCCCCGUCCACGUCCACGACCAGCUCCAGUCCAUGAAGAAGGUCACGCGCGACCUCGGCGCGGAGCUCGGCCGCGAGUGCACCGACGAGGAGCUCGCGGGCAAGCUCGACCUCGCCACCACCAAAAUGGACUGGCUCCGCUCCUGCGAGCGCCAGACCAUGUCCAUGGACGCCACGGUCCGCGUCUCGGGCAAGGGCUCGUCCGCGGGCACGGGCGGCGCGGGCAACGAGGCCAAGCUCUCGGACAACCUCGCGGACGCGGCCGCCUUGCCCGACGAGCGCGCGGAGACCAAGUCGCUCCAGAGCGACAUCCACGGCCUCCUGCGCACGGCCCUCAGCGACCGCGAGUGCGACGUCGUGCGCCUCCGCUUCGGCCUCGACGACGGCAAGGCGAGGACGCUCGAGGAGAUCGGCACCGUGUUCUCCAUCACGCGCGAGCGCGUGCGCCAGAUCGAGGCCCGGGCUCUCCACAAGCUGCGCCAGCCCUACCGCAACCACAUGCUCGAGGCCUACACGCAGAGCCAGGCCCAGGCCGCCUAGGCGCGGGCCGGGUCGGCGCCUCUCUGCACAUACCGCGCCCCGCCGAGAAGGGAACCGAGCCCUGCGCGCGUCGUCCGCGCACGCCCUGUCGCACCGCCGCUCCCGCUUAACAC
Messenger RNA from Aureococcus anophagefferens, 1550 nucleotides. RefSeq lists its product as hypothetical. Gene Ontology annotation, biological process: DNA-templated transcription initiation; regulation of DNA-templated transcription. NCBI's taxonomy places the organism in Eukaryota, Pelagophyceae, Pelagomonadales, Pelagomonadaceae. Bases 31 to 1437 code for a protein of 468 amino acids. The record is from RefSeq and is a predicted model, not a curated record. The transcript has a single exon. Gene Ontology annotation, molecular function: DNA-binding transcription factor activity.